UUUCUGUAAAAGAAAUGUCAUUUAACAGCUGAUGGUCAUACUUUGUUUUGCGUCUGAGGGUUUUCUACUUUUAUUUUCCUAGUUCGCGUAAAUAUUUUUAAACAAUUUAAAAAAAUGAGUGAAGAGGAGCCCCAUAAGAGUUUAAUGGUUUUUGGUCGAGAUGUCGGCCAAAUCCCAUGCUUCCGAAGUUCUUUUCUAUAUGGAAUUUGUGGUGGACUGACAGUAGGUGCUUUAACAUUUUUAAAAACCUCUAGAGUUCAAUACUCAACGCACAUUGGGUUUGGAUCGUUUGUAGUUGGAACAUUUGGAUAUUGGUUUGUUUGCAGAUACCAAUGGUCAAAGAAAAAGUUUGAAUACCAACAACUUAAAGCAGCCAUGAAACAACAAGCUCGCUACGAAGGAACCGAUAUUGAGAAGAGAUUACAAGAUGCGUAGCAAUUUAAUCCUAGUUUCUAUAAGGAAUACCUAGGUACUUGAUGUCGUUUUGUUAUAAUUAGUAAAAGUCGAAGUUCAAAAGAUUUUAUAAUUAAAUAAAAUUAAAAAAAGAAACUACUUGAA
Eupeodes corollae is the source of this 558-nucleotide messenger RNA. RefSeq names its product cytochrome c oxidase assembly protein COX20, mitochondrial (gene l(3)87Df). Lineage: Eukaryota; Metazoa; Arthropoda; Insecta; Diptera; Syrphidae. The transcript is spliced from 3 exons. Gene Ontology annotation, biological process: mitochondrial respiratory chain complex IV assembly. Bases 115 to 435 code for a protein of 106 amino acids. Gene Ontology annotation, cellular component: mitochondrial inner membrane; mitochondrion. The record is from RefSeq and is a predicted model, not a curated record.